Habropoda laboriosa is the source of this 183-nucleotide messenger RNA. RefSeq lists its product as uncharacterized. The record is from RefSeq and is a predicted model, not a curated record. Lineage: Eukaryota; Metazoa; Arthropoda; Insecta; Hymenoptera; Apidae.
AUGUUUGUGCAUUUAAAUGAAGAUAUCUUCAUCGAAAACAGGAACUACCUAGGAACAGAAUGGACAGGUCGACAGGUAAAGAUACAGGAGCCUGUCUCGCGCGCCAUCAUGCUGUUCGUUGGGUCGCGAUAACGUGGGCGAAAGCGACCUCAUCAACGAAAAUUUUAUAUUUUCGAAAGGUGA